Acanthopagrus latus (yellowfin seabream) is the source of this 3011-nucleotide messenger RNA. RefSeq names its product F-box protein 40, tandem duplicate 1 (gene fbxo40.1). Gene Ontology annotation, molecular function: ubiquitin protein ligase activity; zinc ion binding; protein binding. The record is from RefSeq and is a predicted model, not a curated record. The transcript has 7 exons. Gene Ontology annotation, cellular component: cytoplasm. Bases 170 to 2293 code for a protein of 707 amino acids. NCBI's taxonomy places the organism in Eukaryota, Metazoa, Chordata, Actinopteri, Spariformes, Sparidae.
CACUUCAGUCUUUAAAGCACAAGACGGACAUGCAAGCAGUUUGUUUCUCUUCAGUCCAGCUCUUACAGCGGGAGGCUAAAGUCUGUAACUGACUCUUGCUGUUGACUCAGGACCUGCUCAGGACAGACCUUCAGCUACAGAUAACCUCUGGUGCCAGAGGAGCUGAAGCAUGAGUCAUCGUUCUCGGGCCUCCAGGGUGCGACAGCAUGUCCACUGUGACUCCUGCUACAGCCGGCGCUGCAGGGCCCGGGUGGAGGUCUCGGUGUGCUGUGCGCUCACCUCCUGCCGCCUGCUCUGUGGAGCCGUCUUCCACCUGUGCAAAGAGGAGGAUCACCUGCUGCUCUGCCCAAACGUCAGGGUGCCCUGCCUCAACGCUGCGUACGGCUGCCCGGUCCACCUGCCUCGCUCCUCGCAGGCCGCUCACCUCCAGGUGUGUCCGGCCAGCGUGGUGUGCUGCUCCAUGGAGUGGAACCGCUGGCCCGCCAACGACGCCCACUCCUAUCCAAACACAGAGCUGCAUGAAAACCUGCUCAGGGAAAGAGGGCAGGGAGGAUGUCUGGACCUGGCCAUGGCCCUGAAAGACCAGGACCGCCUGUUUCACUCCUUAAAGAUGAAGAAACUGUUCCCAGAGCUGAUCCAGAGUGUGGAGGAGGAGGAGAAAGAGGAGGAGAGGAGGGAGGAGGAGAGGAAGAAGGAGGAGAAGAAGGAGAAGCAGAGGAAGGCGGCAGAAAAGGAAGCCAGUGGUCACACCUGGGAGUCUUUCAACAGGUUUGCCUUCCCUAGAAUUACACCAAAAGAAGAUGAGGAUGAAGAUAAAGAUGAAGAUGAGGUUGAAGAUGAGGAUGAGGUCGCUGCUGAGGUGGAAGGUCAGCUGGUGCUGACCCAGGAGGAGAGGGAGGCUUUAGCCAGGGACUCAGAAGUGCAUUCUGAUCUGUUGGAGAACUACAACGCCUGGGAGCGCAUGUUCAGUAUGGAGAUGGGCGGCUGCAGAACGGCUGGGACAGGAGGAGGGAAGGCACCGGCCAGAGGGAGAGGAGGAGGCCUGGGCUCUCUGACAGAGGAGGAGGAAGACUCCUGUAUGGGUGCCGCAGCAUCAAACACCAGCGCAUGCAAUGCUUCCUCCGCAUCCUCCUCCUCCUCCUGUCUCGCUGGAUAUCAGAAGAGGAAGAAAUAUUAUUAUGGUCACAUAGAGCCGAUGAAGAUCAUCACCGUGCGUACCUUUAAAAUCCCGACCAGCUUCUGUGCCAGGCAGGGCCGCAUCCGCAACCCUGGUUUCUACAAGAGGGAGAGUCUGGCUGUGGACACCAGCGACCUGGGGGUGGCGCUACAGGACAUGCCAGUGUGGGAGGAAGUUCAGGCCUCCCUGCUGUGCUCCCUGGAGAAGGAGCAGCGGGGUCACCUCAUCGCAGAGAGCGUCUGCACCGACGGUCUGUUACAGGACGAGGGCACACAGACCUACGACUUCCUGUCUGCUCCCUUCAGGAGGAACACGACGCUGGCUGACCUCACAGCUGCCAAACCGCUGGAGCUGCACCUCCAGCUGCAGGUGGAGAGCGUCACCAGCCGCCACCACAAGGCCAGCUCCGCCUUCACCUUCCUCUGUGGACACAACUUCCAGCGCAGAGAAUACGGCACACAUUAUAAGAACAUCCACAGUGACAUCCAGAUGGGUGUGAACGGAUGGUUCGAGCAGAGAUGCCCGCUGGCCUACCUGGGAUGCACCUACAUCCAGAAGAGGUUUCAGCCGUCCACACAUGAAGCCAGCGUCUCCUACAGUGAAGACCUGGGCUGCUUCAGCCUGCAUCCCACCACCCCCGUCACUCUGGGUGAAGCCUCCCAGCCACCGGGGAGGAGAGGAGGUGGAGGGGAGGACUCCCUGAGCUCGCUGCCCUACGAGGUGCUGUGCCACGUGGCCACGUUCCUGGACGGCCUGUCGCUGUCCCAGCUGGCUCUGGUGUCCCGGCUCAUGAGGCAGGUGUGCUCCACGCUGCUGCAGGACAGAGGGAUGGUCACCCUCCGCUGGGAGAGGAAGGCCGACCCACAGGGAGGAGCCAAGUGGAGGGUGAAGCACAGUGUGUGGCAGUUCAGCACCAUGUUCUCCUCUGUGGACACGUGGCGCUUCCAGGACGGCCCGUCGAUGUCCGAGCAUAUGAAGGUGUGUCCCUACUUUGAGAGAGAGUCCAGGACGGAGAAGAUUCACCUGCCGCGUGUCAGAGAGGACGUCCAAACCAAGUCGAGCUGCAAAGCUCCCACUCUGGUUAGCUUGUUCCAGCAGAAGAGGAUCAUGAUGUAAAGCUCUGAUCCGUUAUUAUAAAACAGUGACCCUGUUGCAUGAUUGUCGUCACUGUUAUUUUAAAAUAAAGGAGAAAAAUGCCAUUAAACACACGAGUUGUGACGUGAAGGUUGGAACGCUGAUGUCUUUACAGCAAUUAUGACAUCAAAAGCACACAGACUCAAUGAACCUUUAUUUAUAACUUAUGAAAAACAGGAGGUGGUUUGCUUGAGGACUGUCUUUACAGUACCACACUAAAACUAACUUCAGGCUCUGCUGCAGAAUAAGACAAACAAGGUUGAAACCGUCUGUGUUUCAUCGUUCUGCUGCCGUGUUCUGAAUGAAGACCUUCUUCUAUCUUUGUUCCUGCUGCACUUAUGACUGUCUGCUUGUUUUAUUCCAACCUUUAUCUAUACUCAGGAGAAAACUGAGGAUGACUCAUUUAUCAAGUCAGAACAAAUCAGCAAAACAAAAGAAAAGGCCGUCCUACAAUAUGUGAGUGAAAAAACAAAUCUACAGUCUGACAUCAGGUGGCAGUAAGAUGUGUAAGACGUCACUGCUGGAACUGAUCAGCAUUCCCACUUCUGCUACUUUUGUUCCGGCUCUCUGUUUGUUCACUGAGCAGACAGGACCGCCUGUUUAUGUAGUUCUCUGUCCUGAUUGGAUAAAAUGAGCAGGGAUACCAGAAAAUGUGUUUUCUCUCCUACUGCAUGAGGAGCAGAGACACGCAUGGCUGAAC